CUACACCUUAACUAUAUAACCACAUCUCCACCUACACCUUAACUAUAUAACUAUAUAACCACGUCUCUACCUACACCUUAACUAUAUAACCACGUCUCUACCUACACCUUAACUAUAUAACCACGUCUCUACCUACACCUUAACUAUAUAACUAUAUAACCACGUCUCUACCUACACCUUAACUAUAUAACCACGUCUCUACCUUCUACCUACACCUUAACUAUAUAACCACGUCUCUACCUACUCCUUAACUACAUAACCACGUCUCUACACAUCAAGUCUGCCAUCCCUCACCCUGUCAUCAUGGGAGUCAUCAGAGAGUGUGGAGGUAAAAUGCAUUUGAGAGAAGGGGAGUUUGAGAAGGCUCACACAGACUUCUUCGAGGCGUUUAAGAACUACGAUGAAUCAGGAAGUCCUCGACGGACCACCUGUCUAAAGUACCUGGUGUUGGCCAACAUGCUGAUGAAGUCUGGAAUCAACCCCUUUGACUCACAGGAGGCUAAACCCUAUAAAAAUGAUCCAGACAUCCUCGCAAUGACUAACUUGGUCAGUUCCUACCAGAACAAUGACAUCACAGAGUUUGAGAAGAUCCUGAAGACCAAUCACAGUAACAUAAUGGAUGAUCCGUUCAUAAGAGAACAUAUAGAAGAGUUAUUACGAAAUAUAAGGACGCAAGUGCUUAUCAAAUUAAUCAAGCCUUACACGAGAAUUCACAUACCUUUUAUUUCCAAGGAAUUAAACAUCUAUGUCUGCGACGUGGAAAGCCUGCUAGUUCAAUGCAUUCUCGAUGGCACGAUCAACGGACGCAUCGACCAAGUCAACCAACUGUUGGAGUUGGAUCACCAGAAGAGGAACGGAGCCCGAUACAUGGCUUUAGAUAAAUGGACGAAUCAGCUGAAUACUCUCAACCAGGCCAUCGUCAGCAAACUGGCCUAAUCAGUAGUGUAACUGAAAAAGUUACUAAUUCGAUGUUGGGGGAGGGGUAUAUCAACAUGAGUAGUGAGUUAACCCAAUUCGCCUCAUUUACCGUAGCAGUAAGCUUCCUUUUCAAGAUGACAGUAAUAAACUGCUGAUCUCCACAGCUUCCAAUAUCUAACUUACAGUCACUUCCUGUUAUGUAACGGAUCAUUUAAAGGUAGAAGUCAGAGGUGCCAGUUGCCCAGCUUGUGUUUGUUGGCCUCGGUCCACUCUACUGGUCACAGAUUAAUAGUUCUGAACUAAGGAGCUCAAUCAGUGUUUUUUUUUUUUUUUAGGAGUCAAACUCCUCUUAAUCUGUGGGAAACCGGUCCCUAAGUGUCCCAAAACCAACAGAGAGAAGACUGUAAAAUCCAUUUGCUAUCGUGAAACAUGUCCGCUCUGCCACAGUAUUGCACCCCUUCUAAUGAAAUGUGAAUACGCAAAUGUAUUGAAGCACUAAUGAUGGUGAGCGGGGACAACGUUUCAUGUCAAAAUCGGCAAUGACUUUUUCUGCAAGAUGUCCAGUGAUCGCUGUACAGUCUUUCAUAAAAGGGAGCUCCAGAUUUCAUGUGGUACAUUGUUGGGACACUGUUUAAAAACACAUUUUAUCUUUUGUUUUGUUACGGAAAUAAAAAGGUAAUUGUUGCUUCACUCUAACUUUUUGUUAUUUUUUUUAUAUAUAUUUUUUUUACAAAUCAUGUAGAGCCAGUCGGUGACUGAUCUGUCAGCAACAACCAGGGGUGUAAUGGUGACGUGGGCAUAUCCUAAUUUUGCCAAAAAUGUCCCAAGCCCGUCUGCCCGGCGAAGGAUUAUUUAUUUUCUUUUUGACAAGCAGUGACAUACAGUAUGUUCGGAAAGUAUUCAGACCCCUUGACUUUCUUCACAGUUUGUUACCUUACAGCCUUAUUCUAAAAUUGAUUAAAUCAUUUUUUAACUCAUCAAUCUACACACAAUAAUGACAGAUUUGUAUAAUUCUUUUUUAGAAUUACAAAAAUAAUAAUAAUAACUGCAAUAACUGCAGACCCUUUACUCAGUACUUUGUUGAAGCACCUUUGUCAGCGAUUACAGCCUCGAGUCUUCUUUGGUAUGACGCUACAAGCUUGGCACACCUGUAGUCCAGGUGCGACACAACUUGGGCCUGUAGGACCUGCCUUGAUGAUAGUGUUGUUAAGAAGGUAGAAACUAUGGCCUGUAGGACCUGCCUUGUUGAUAGUUUCUACCUUCUUAACAACACUAUC
Messenger RNA from Oncorhynchus masou masou (cherry salmon), 2195 nucleotides. Its product is annotated as COP9 signalosome complex subunit 2-like. Bases 304 to 936 code for a protein of 210 amino acids. The record is from RefSeq and is a predicted model, not a curated record. Gene Ontology annotation, biological process: protein deneddylation. NCBI's taxonomy places the organism in Eukaryota, Metazoa, Chordata, Actinopteri, Salmoniformes, Salmonidae. Gene Ontology annotation, cellular component: COP9 signalosome. The transcript has 7 exons.